UCUGCACCGGGGCCGCUUCGAGACUGUCCCGGUGGAGGGAAUGACAGAUGCUGCGAUGAUGGAAUUGAGCUGCGCUGAAGCACCUCUUUAUGGACAAAUCAUUAUAUACGGAAAGUUUGACAACAUUCUUCCAGAGAAGGCUGAAUUUUACUUUGUUUACAAAGGCUCAACACAGAAACACGUGGUUUUUGCUAAGCAAGUUACUGAUAACACCCUUGAAUCUAUUAUUCCAGCUCAUAGAGAACAAGAAGAUGUUUCUGUCUUUGUGGUUAUGUAUGGAAAGGAAAGUGAAUUUGUGACUCUGGGCUCCUCAUCUAUCACUUACAAGCAUGACAUUGCUUGUGAAUUAGCAUGUUUCUUGGUGAGCCAGGUCAACUGUCUCACUUCUUCAAGUCAUCACACGCUUCUCAGUCAAUUUGGUUUGAUUGUGAGAGAUUUGCAGUCAAUGGAUCAUGACGUUAUGCUAGCUAUGGCCCAUGAAGAGAUUCCAUCUUCUUGGAACAUUGUUGGGAAUAGUACAGAAGAUGAAUCUAAAUGCAAAGAGACACUUCUCCAUCUUGCAAUGAGAUUGGGUCUGGUUCAACUUUCGCAGUUCCUGUUAUUCCAACCAGGUGGAACAGUUGCAGUCACUUUACUUAAUGAGGAAGGGUUGACACCAUUGGACUUGGCUUUACAGAAUGGACAUUUCAGUCUUGUCGAAAUUUUUUCCAAAAGGCAGACCGUACAUCCUUUUGAGAUUUCUAAAGUGGAGCUUGACGAAAAUGCUGUCCUUCAAUUUGCUUAUUCAUCAGGGACUUUGUUGCUGACAUUUAAUCACACAACAGACCAUUCGCUAGAAUCUGAUGUUCAGCUCUUUAGGAAAUACUUCUGGGAUAGAGCUUUUACACACAAG
Python bivittatus (Burmese python) is the source of this 892-nucleotide messenger RNA. Lineage: Eukaryota; Metazoa; Chordata; Lepidosauria; Squamata; Pythonidae. The record is from RefSeq and is a predicted model, not a curated record.